ACCGAGCAGCACAGCAGGUGAGGAGGAAUGCUGUGUCUCUUUUUCAUUUGUCAUUUGGACUUGCGGAUAUUUUUGCUCCUCAGUUUAUGGAGACGGAGCUGCUAGAGAUUGUAAAAUGUGGUUAAUGUUUUUCCUUCAUCUGAAGAGGAACCGUGGAGACUGAGAUAUCUGACGCCCUCUGGACAGAUUGUAAAAAUUCACUCAAGUGAAGACAUCAAUACUGGAUGACUGAACCUGGGCAUUUAUUGACAGCCUGGAUGUAGCAUGACCUUUUGCGAACAGGAAGACCAGAUUCUAUCUACAAGGUGGAAAUGAUUUGAAGGGACAGUGAAGGCAUCAUCUGGAAUCAUGUCGAACUCCCAGGAACAGAGUCUGAAUGAGAACGUGGUUUUCCUGCCAGUGGACGAGUCCUCGCCUCAGUUCUUCCACUCUGAGCAAGAGCGCGAAGCCGUGGAGAGGCUCCUCAACAGCGGACCCGAGGUCUUCUACGGCUCCAUCGGCCCAAAGCUUUCCAGCUACUUCUUAUCUCCUCAAGAGGUGAGUCAGAUAAGCGGCUGGGCUCAGAACUAUCACUUCCACAAGCCGGUGGUGGACGACCAGGACGAAACCGACGGGAGCGUCGACUCGAAGAAGAUCUGUUCCACCUACGACCCUUACCAAUGGGACGUCCCGGUCCCCGACCUGGAGCUCGGCUGGCCAGAGAAACCCGCCGAGGUUCCGAAGAGCAGCGUGACGGUCCACUCCAGCCACCCUGCUGAGGAAGACCUGCGAAUCAGAGAGGUCAUCAGGCGACACUUACAGGCAGCCAAAACGGUAAUCGCUGUGGUGACAGACCAGCUGACAGACAACGUGAUAAUCUUUGACUUGCACCAGGCCGCCUCCCGAGGUGUGCCCGUCUACAUCAUCCUGAACCAAAGGUCUCUGCAGCAGAACUUCACCCUGAACAGGCUCAGGCAUCCCUACAUGCAGGUUCGAGUUCUUGGAGGGAAAACGUUUUGCUCCAAGUCUGGAAAGAUAGUGGUUGGAGAAAUGAAGGACAAUUUCAUCUUGGUGGAUUUAGAGACGGUGAUUCAUGGCAACUACAGCCUCACCUGGACAGACGCUCAUCUUCACCGGCAGCUUGUCACGGUCCUGCAGGGCCCGGUUAUCGACUCGUUUGACCGAGAGUUCAGGAUGCUUUUUGCUGAUUCGGUCCCCGUUCCCGACACUUGUGGAGUCACAGCCGGCCCUCAAGUUUACAACCACUACCAGACCAAAGACUUGUCACGCCUCAAAGGGCAGCUCUCUGCUGACUCUGCCAUCACAAACCCUCCUUCUCCGCCUGCCGACGUCUUUCUGGACUGGGAAGCGAUGGGCGUUCUUCAGACAGACAGCAGCCGGCCUGCGUCUCUUCUGGGUCUACAUAAGGAAAACAUAGUUGAGAAAAUGUCACAGCUGGAAAUAAAUGAGGACAGCCCAACUGAGGACAGAGUUAUCCACAAUGAUCACCUGGUGUGGAACAGGAGAAGGUUAAAUGAAGAUACAUCCCCGCUCACAACCAGAGUGACAGAUAAUUCAAAAACCAACAACAUCAAUGCAGAGGUGCUGUCAACAAACCCACCAGCUGCUGAGGGAAUAAAAAGGAGCGUCUCUAGGGAGCUUUCUGCAGAGGAACGGCCAAAUAAACCUGAGCGGACUGUGACUAGAAUCGAUGUUCCUCCAGAAACAACAAAUUCGUUUUACUCCAAGAGACGAUCAGUUGCUCUGAUGGAGAGUUUUGAAGAAGAGGACGACAAAACAGUGGAUGUUAGUCUGAGAGAGAACAGCUCGUCUUCCACUGAGAAAAAACCUUUAAUCCUGAGGGUGCCGCACCGGGGCAACUUCAGCUCUGUGAGCGACAUCAUGAAGAGGCUCAAGAAGGGAACGCCGGCGGUGUGGAGGAAAGGAACCAACACCGCCAUAUCGGACCGGACCCAGUCCAUGAUGGACCGGACCCAGUCCAUGAUGGACCUGAGCGAGAACAGUGACAGCGACAGGGAGGCCGCAGUGCCUCGCUUUCUGAGCAAUCUCAACUCGGACCACAUGACGCCCGCGUUGGCCCUGAUGCAGAGGAGAAACGAUGGAGUGAAAAAUGCUCUAAAUCGACCUCCAACAAACUUUAUGCCCACCGAGCGACCGCGCAGCUCCACCUUAAACUCCACCUUUAAUUCCAGCUUUUACCUGAGAAAGCUGAAGUCAGACAAAGAAAAACCCGCCCUAUGAUGGACAAGCAGAGAGACUUUACAGCGUCAUUAGCUCCUGAAACCGUGGCUCACAGAAGGCUUCAUCUUCUUUAUUUUGCGUCUGGGUGCAAAAUAAACACCCAGACGCUUUACUUGCUUGAAUGUUACUAAAAAUAAAUUAAAAACUAUUGUUGCUCAGG
Poeciliopsis prolifica (blackstripe livebearer) is the source of this 2401-nucleotide messenger RNA. RefSeq names its product family with sequence similarity 83 member E (gene sack1e). The record is from RefSeq and is a predicted model, not a curated record. Gene Ontology annotation, biological process: epidermal growth factor receptor signaling pathway. The transcript is spliced from 9 exons. The coding region runs from base 349 to 2241 and encodes 630 amino acids. Lineage: Eukaryota; Metazoa; Chordata; Actinopteri; Cyprinodontiformes; Poeciliidae.